GGAGCGUGACCACCUCCGUAAAUUGGGUGACCCAGUCCGCCCGAGGCCUCCUGCUCCUCCUCCUCUCAUGGCUCUCUCGGACCUGUGGCCCCGCCCCCUGGCCACGCCUCCUGCGUCACGUGUCCACGGGCCCUGACAUCCGGGGCCCUGACAUCCGGGGCCCUGACAUCCACAUCCGGGCCUCGCCUGAGCCAACACGUGCGCAGCCUGGGCCCUUCUUCCCGCCACUUCUCCGUCGACUGCCUGCAGAGGGGUCAAAGGGUGUGCUUGGACGUGGGAAACACAACGCGAGAACGAGAUGGACGUCAGCUGCCACCACAACGAGACGAUCGCAUUCUUCUACCGCAACAGCAACAAGCCGCUCUACGACGAGUGGUCCUUCACCAGCACGCUGGUCAUGGUGCUCGGCCUGACCUUGUGCCUCGGCAUCAUUCUGGCCAACGCCCUCGUCAUGUUCGCCGUGUACAUCAACAAGACACUCCACCACCCCGUCUAGAAUAGGCCCCGCCCCCUGGCCACGCCUCCUGCGUCACGUGUCCACGGGCCCUGACAUCCGGGGCCCUGACAUCCGGGGCCCUGACAUCCACAUCCGGGCCUCGCCUGAGCCAACACGUGCGCAGCCUGGGCCCUUCUUCCCGCCACUUCUCCGUCGACUGCCUGCAGAGGGGUCAAAGGGUGUGCUUGGACGUGGGAAACACAACGCGAGAACGAGAUGGACGUCAGCUGCCACCACAACGAGACGAUCGCAUUCUUCUACCGCAACAGCAACAAGCCGCUCUACGACGAGUGGUCCUUCACCAGCACGCUGGUCAUGGUGCUCGGCCUGACCUUGUGCCUCGGCAUCAUUCUGGCCAACGCCCUCGUCAUGUUCGCCGUGUACAUCAACAAGACACUCCACCACCCCGUCUACUUUCUCAUGGCCAACCUGGCCGCGGCGGAUUUCUUUGCCGGAGUGGCGUACAUCUACCUGGUUGUCAACACGGGGCCCAACACUCGCAAGCUGUCGCUGGAGACCUGGAUGCUGCGCCAGGGGCUGAUCAACACGAGCCUCACCGCCUCCGUCGCCAGCCUCCUGGUCAUCGCCAUCGAGCGCCACGUCGCGCUGUUCCGGAUGCAGCGGAUGAGCGAGCGGCGCGUCGUGACGGUCGUCGCGAUCAUCUGGCUCGUGGCCAUCAUCGCCGGCGCCAUGCCCACCAUGGGCUGGAACUGCGUCUGCGACGUCGGCACGUGCUCCACCAUGGCGCCGCUGUACAGCGCCAGCUACGUCGCCUUCUGGGCCGGCUACAACCUCUCCAUGUUCCUCAUCAUGGCGGGGCUCUACGGCCACAUCUUCGUGAACAUGUGGAGGGACAGGAUACCCGUGCUGCAGAAUAGCUCCAGGUGCUCCCGGAGGCAAGACGCCCCCGUGAGCUUGCUCGUAACGGUCACCAUCAUGUUGGGAGCCUUUAUUGUGUGCUGGACGCCGGGCCUGGUGAUUCUGCUGCUGGAUUCCUUCUGCUCGGACUGCAACGUCCUGGCCUUCGAGAAGUACUUCUUGCUCAUAGCGGAGCUCAACUCCGCCAUGAACCCCAUCAUCUACUCGUUUCGGGACACGGAGAUGAUCGCCACUUUCAAGCGCAUCCUGAGCUGCCGAAAGGCGGGAUGCGUCGCAGCGAGCGGCUCCGAAAAAUCAAUUUCCACGUCGAAUCCCAACCUGGUUACGGAGAUCGGUCACGUGACCACCGCGAGUGCGAUGAAGAUGAAUCAGAUUGUCAUCUAAUAUCUAAUUGGGCUAACCAUGCAUGUUUUGAUAAUUGUUCUUUUACCCUUCUAUCUGGCAACAAA
Molecule: messenger RNA, 1824 nt
Organism: Lethenteron reissneri (Far Eastern brook lamprey)
Lineage: Eukaryota; Metazoa; Chordata; Hyperoartia; Petromyzontiformes; Petromyzontidae
Product: lysophosphatidic acid receptor 1-A-like
Biological process (GO): G protein-coupled receptor signaling pathway
Cellular component (GO): membrane
Molecular function (GO): lysophosphatidic acid receptor activity
Source: RefSeq, a predicted model, not a curated record